Molecule: messenger RNA, 1238 nt
Organism: Prosopis cineraria
Lineage: Eukaryota; Viridiplantae; Streptophyta; Magnoliopsida; Fabales; Fabaceae
Product: expansin-A12
Exons: 3
Coding region: 85-852 (255 amino acids)
Biological process (GO): plant-type cell wall organization
Cellular component (GO): extracellular region
Source: RefSeq, a predicted model, not a curated record
UGAAAGCAUUUAUUCACACGUACUUCCCAGUUCCAAGACAUUAACAGGCGAAGUACCCACGAUUCUGUUUGUUUCCUCAGAAACAUGGGGCCUCUUAUGAUCAUUCUUUCUCGUUUUCUCUGCUUCGUUUUCCUUGUGUUCAGCGCCGCUACACCCCACGUCCAUGCCUUACCUUGGCUCCAUGCUCAUGCAACCUUCUAUGGAGCAGAUCAAAAUCCCACCGCCUUGGGAGGAGCAUGUGGUUACGAUAAUACGUUUCAUGCUGGGUUUGGAGUGAACACAGCAGCAGUGAGCACGAUGCUUUUCAGAGGCGGACAGGUGUGUGGUGCAUGCUACCGAGUUAUGUGUGACUACCGGGCCGACCCAAAAUGGUGCCUCCGGGGCCGCACCGUCACCGUCACGGCCACCAACUUCUGCCCUCCGAACAACCACGGAGGUUGGUGCGACCCGCCUCACCAUCACUUCGACAUGUCCAUGCCUGCUUUCUUUCGCAUUGCACGCCAAGGCAACGAAGGCAUCGUCCCUGUCCUUUAUAUCAGGGUGAGAUGCAAGAGAAGAGGGGGAGUGAGGUUUACGUUGAAGGGGCGAGGGAACUUCAACAUGGUGAUGCUAUCCAACGUCGGAGGCAGUGGAGAGGUUCAGGCAGUGUGGGUGAGAGGUUCCAGGUCAGCAACGUGGGCCCCAAUGCACAGGAACUGGGGGGCCUACUGGCAAGCCAGCAUGGAUCUUCGAAACCAGAACCUCUCCUUCAAGCUCACCUUGUCCGAUUCCAACUCUCUUCUCUUCUCCAAUGUCGUCCCUUCCUCUUGGUCCUUCGGCCAGACCUUUUCCUCCCAUUCUCAGUUCUUCUAACAAUUCCACGGAAUUCAGCAGAGACGACAUACAAAAAAGUGGGUCUCACGAAGCAAGCCCCAUCUUUCAUAACUUCACCGUACCAGGGGAUCCAAGUUACUCCAAAACCAACCAAAUUUUUUAUGGCUGGUGGGCUUUGAUACAUAUAUAUGAUCUAUGUUUUAUUAUUUUUUAUUUUUCAUAUGAUUGAAUAAGUUGGGGGACAAUGUUAUCACCCCUGCUCUAAUUAAUUUAAUAUGUAUCUGCAAAAUCAAGUACAUGUAUCUGUUUAUAUAUAUGCUCCAAAUAUUGGGAGCAUGAUGAGUUACGCUAUUUUGUUGUCGUUAUACUGCAUGGUGAAGAAUCAUCCUUCUGAAUUAUUGAUUUUGCCAAGGGUUGGAAUUUUA